AGACAAACACUACACAAAAAGCACAGUGCAACCAAAAGUGAGUCACAAUAAGACCAAACUUUUCAUGAAAGAAUGGAACAACUACACACCUCUCUUGUUUUGUUCCUUCUCUUCUGUUCACCAUGGGUGAGUGACGGGAAGACUUUCUUGACUUAUCUUGGGACACAGUGUAUAGAAGACUGCAAGUUCAACUGGGGCGAGUACAAGUGCAAGACUAUUGAUGAUGGAAAAUGCCAAGAAAUGUACUGUUCACCUCAGGAAAACAUGGACUACAGGGGCAAGCAGUGCAGAGCUGAUAGUAUGUGUGGGAAGCAUGGAGGAGACUACUAUUGGUGCAGAAUUAGUACCCUGGACUGGGGAUACUGUGGGCUCAUCAUGGACGUCAAGAACUACUAUGGAUCUACGACAGGUGCACUGUGUUAUGAUCACUGUGACCGAAGAGAACAAGACUACUAUUGGUGCAAUACUGCACAGGGAUGGGAUUACUGCUCGCCAUCCGAAAACACAGAUUACAAGAACAAGCAGUGUAAAGAAGACAGUUCAUGUGAGAAGCAGCGUGAGAACUACUACUGGUGCUGGCUGAAGGAGGGAAGCUGGGGUUACUGUGGACUCGUGGAACCAAAGAUGUUGAUCCACCGGUCUAUGUAUCAUUAUAUCUGCAUUGACGAGUGCCAGUAUUAUGAGAGUAAAGAUUACUACUGGUGCCACACUGCCAAAGGCUGGGACUACUGCUCUCCAAAUAUAGAUGUAACCUAUAAAGGCAAACCAUGUCGCUCAGACCACACCUGUGGCUUACAUGGCUCUAGUUACAACUGGUGCUGGACCCCAGAUUCAAAAUAUGAUUACUGCGGGCCCAUUGAAUCCACUGGAGAGUGUUCUUACAUCAGUUCUCAACAUCGCAAAAGGAGAGCCCCUAACAAUAACAAAAUAUUGAUAUGCAAAAAGGACGACAAAGGCACCAACACAAGAACCACCUUCACUGCUGUGCCAACUCUUCAGAGCAUCGCUGAUGGAAGUCGAUGGAGAAAUGAGGCUGAAAACUUAAUCAGCCGCUGGAACAAUCAGUACCUGGUGGACCAAUCCCGCUCAAAUCUGAUCCGAUCUGAUAAUCUCCGUAUCGACAUGCAGGGCACCAUCAAUCGCAACAAUCAGCGCUACUACAACCUGCAGAUCCAGGUGAAUGAGAAUCGGAGGUCUGGUCAAAGCACCACCGUGUCUCAGAUCAUUGUGCCUCAGGGAAUCCCAGACCGCUACAUCCGCAGAGCCUUUGUGGAGAGCUUUGAGCGCCGAGCUCGGGUUUUUAUUGAAUAUUUCAAGUAUAAAUCAGUGUUAGAGCCAAGGGGUGGAAAUGUGCAAAGUAUGGCAGUUGAAAUACAGUUGUUAUGCUUUUAGAUUUUUGCUGUACAACACAAAUAUUGAGCAAAAUAAACAAGCCUAAACAAGCAA
Molecule: messenger RNA, 1446 nt
Organism: Megalobrama amblycephala (Wuchang bream)
Lineage: Eukaryota; Metazoa; Chordata; Actinopteri; Cypriniformes; Xenocyprididae
Exons: 2
Coding region: 73-1392 (439 amino acids)
Source: RefSeq, a predicted model, not a curated record